AUGCAAUCUCAAGGGUGGAAAGAGAUGGAAGCCAAAAUCAACACCACUUACUUUAUUACUAAAGAAGAGCUACCUUUUUCAAAAUUUGAGGGGUUACUGAUGUCGCAGAGCAAAAAUGGAGUCGUACUAAAUAACAUAUAUGCAAACAAGAAAAGCUGUGCAGAACUUGUUUCCUUUUUGUCAGAAGGCUUUAGGAAUGACCCCAUUCACGUGCUAAAAUGGAAGAAUUACUUCAGUUUAAUGGCAGAUAGAACGGCUGACUUUGGAGGUACUGAGAAUGAAACAGUAGUUUGCCGCUUUGUGAGAGAUGGAGUGCCUGUAAUCUGCAUAUGGGGACACAAGGCUGUCACACAUGCUCAUGCCGAGGGUAAGUUUAUUAUAUACUUAUAAUUGAAUCUAUUCCUUUUGGUAAAUGGACCAGCCAGUAAAAUGACACAUCCUCUAUCUGCUACCCAUUCAACUUUCUACCUUGUAGUUGUACCUGAAAGAUAAGUUAGAUAAUAAUAAUAAGGGUAAAGUAUCUCGGCAAGGUGAACAGAGUAAAAGAAAAGUACUUCAGUUCAACAUUGAAAGGAGGUGAGUGAAUAUGGCGAGGUAGAACGAAGUCAUGUUUAAAAAAAACACCAAGGUAACUACGAUACGGGGAUCUGACAUACAUAACGCACACCAUAAUUUAAAUGCAUGCAUUCUCAUGGUUGAAAGGGUGCCAUUUCUGAGCCUUAGAAACGGUUCAUUGAACAGUGAAUGAAGUCUUCAUUUUUAAUAUCGUCUUUAGACAACCUCUUUCUUUUUGUAAUGAUUCUUGUAGGAAUUAAAGAAGCAAUUGUAAGCCAUAGUGAUGAUAUCACUGAGUGGGAUAGAAGAGUUGUCGCGUUCAGAGCGGAUGAGGCAAGUGUUGACCUUGGAAAGAAGGGAGGAGUAGCGGUGUUGAUGAGAAAGGAUAUUCCAGAUCAUGUAGUCUUCCACUGUCUGCCUCACAGACUUGAACUUGCUCUCCUGGAAAUGCAAAAGAGUUGCAAGUCAGUCAAAGAGGUCUGUGAUGUGCUUAACCUUGUGUGGAAGACUCACCACUAUAGCGUCAAAAGUUCACGCGAUUUGAAGGCUCUCGCAAGUGAGCUAAACAAAGAAGCACUAAAAACCAACUCAAGUACUUGGGAUACAAUGGUUGCCAGACGUCAGCCAAGAGUUGAAAGUGUUUAUCAAGUCGGGCGAUGCUAA
Messenger RNA from Pocillopora meandrina, 1218 nucleotides. The record is from the annotation of a GenBank genome assembly. NCBI's taxonomy places the organism in Eukaryota, Metazoa, Cnidaria, Anthozoa, Scleractinia, Pocilloporidae.